AAAAUGGACCUAGCCAAUCUCAGAUCUAGGAUUUCUUUUGCCUAUAAAUAUUCCUAAACAUCACUCCGUAGAACUCGUGCUCAUCUCUCCUCUUCUCCUCUACACACUCACUAACCGGACUCUUCUAAUAUCUUGCCGGUUCUAUCUCCGUUUGAAAAUGGCGUCUCACAUUGUUGGAUACCCGCGCAUGGGCCCCAAGAGAGAGCUCAAGUUUGCAUUGGAGUUUUUCUGGGAUGGCAAGAGCAGCGCCGAGGAUUUGGAGAAGGUUGCUGCUGAUCUCAGAUCUGCUAUCUGGAAACAGAUGUCUGAGGCCGGGAUCAAGUACAUUCCCAGCAACACUUUCUCUUACUAUGACCAAGUGCUCGACACCACUGCAAUGCUCGGCGCUGUUCCAGAUAGGUACAAUUGGGACGGUGGUGAGAUUGGGUUCGAUGUUUACUUCUCUAUGGCAAGAGGAAAUGCCUCUGUUCCCGCCAUGGAAAUGACCAAGUGGUUUGACACAAACUACCACUACAUUGUCCCUGAAUUGGCACCGGAAACCAAAUUCUCUUAUGCUUCACACAAGGCUGUGAGUGAAUACAAGGAGGCUAAGGCGCUUGGAGUAGAGACUGUUCCAGUCAUUGUUGGCCCUGUGUCUUACUUGUUGCUCUCUAAACCUAGUAAGGGUGUUGAAAAGUCCUUCUCUCUUCUCUCCCUCCUCCCCAAAAUCCUUCCCAUCUACAAGGAAGUUAUUUUUGAACUUAAAGCUGCUGGUGCCACAUGGAUUCAGUUUGAUGAGCCUAUGCUUGUAAUGGAUCUUGAAUCUCACAAAUUGCAAGCAUUCACUGAGGCCUAUGCUGAAUUGGAAUCAACUCUCUUUGGCUUGAAUGUUCUCAUUGAGACCUACUUUGCUGAUAUUCCUCCUGAGGCAUUCAAGACCCUCACUGGUUUGAAGGGUGUCACUGCCUAUGGUUUUGAUUUGGUUCGUGGAACUAAGACCCUUGACCUUAUCAAGGGUGGAUUCCCUCAUGGAAAAUACCUCUUUGCUGGAGUAGUUGAUGGAAGGAACAUUUGGGCCAAUGAUCUUGCUGCUUCACUCAGCACCCUGCAUAAACUUGAGGGCAUUGCGGGCAAAGACAAGCUUGUCGUCUCUACCUCUUGCUCUCUUCUCCACACAGCUGUUGAUCUUGUUAAUGAGCCUAAGCUGGACAAGGAAAUCAGGUCAUGGCUUGCAUUUGCUGCCCAGAAAGUUGUUGAAGUGAAUGCACUGGCCAAGUCUUUGGCUGGUCAGAAGGAUGAGGAAUUCUUCUUUGCCAAUGCUGCUGCUCAUGCUUCUAGGAAAUCCUCCCCAAGGGUGACCAAUGAGGCAGUUCAAAAGGCUGCUGCUGCUUUGAAGGGUUCCGACCACCGACGUGCUACCAAUGUUAGUGCUAGAUUGGAUGCCCAACAGAGGAAGCUGAAUCUUCCAGUCCUCCCAACCACCACCAUUGGGUCCUUCCCACAAACCAUUGAACUUAGGAGAGUUCGCCGUGAAUAUAAGGCUAAGAAGAUCUCUGAGGAAGAAUAUGUUAAUGCCAUCAAGAAAGAAAUCAACAAAGUUGUCAAGCUCCAAGAGGAGCUUGAUAUUGAUGUCCUCGUUCAUGGAGAGCCUGAGAGGAACGAUAUGGUUGAGUACUUUGGAGAGCAGUUGUCAGGAUUUGCCUUCACUGCCAAUGGAUGGGUGCAAUCGUAUGGAUCUCGUUGUGUGAAGCCACCAAUUAUCUAUGGUGAUGUGAGCCGUCCCAAACCCAUGACUGUCUUCUGGUCCACUAUGGCUCAGAGCAUGACUGCACGGCCAAUGAAGGGAAUGCUUACUGGCCCUGUCACCAUUCUCAACUGGUCCUUUGUCCGAAAUGACCAGCCCAGAUUUGAGACCUGCUACCAGAUUGCUUUGGCUAUCAAGGACGAAGUUGAGGAUCUUGAGAAGGCGGGCAUCAAUGUCAUCCAAAUUGAUGAGGCUGCUUUGAGAGAAGGAUUGCCUCUUAGGAAAUCUGAGCAUGCUUUCUAUUUGGAAUGGGCUGUACACUCCUUCAGGAUAACCAACGUCGGUGUCCAGGACACUACCCAGAUCCACACACACAUGUGCUACUCCCACUUCAACGACAUUAUUCACUCCAUUAUUGACAUGGAUGCUGAUGUGAUUACCAUUGAGAACUCUCGUUCUGAUGAGAAGCUCCUUUCUGUCUUCCGUGAGGGAGUUAAGUAUGGUGCUGGAAUUGGCCCUGGUGUCUAUGACAUCCACUCUCCUAGAAUACCAUCAACUGAAGAGAUUGCUGACAGAAUCAACAAAAUGCUUGCAGUGCUUGAAUCCAACAUCCUCUGGGUGAACCCUGACUGCGGUCUCAAGACUCGCAAGUAUGCUGAGGUGAAGCCUGCCCUCACAAAUAUGGUUGCUGCCGCCAAGGUCCUCCGCACCCUGCUUGCCAGUGCCAAGUGACUGGUUUCAGGAGAUACAAGUGUAAUCCCCUCCCCAUGUUAUUGAUUCUUACUCCAAACAAAGAAAAAGAAAUUCCUGCCUUGUUAUUUGAAUAACUGGUUCCUGAUGAAAGAAAAGUUUUAGUAGGCAAAAUAUGCCCGUUUGAGGCAAAUGAUUUUUCUUUUAUGGUUGGUUUUUGUGUUUUUAUAAUAUUUUGUAUUCUGGGACUAUGCCCAAAUUGCACGCAUCUGCGGUUGAAAAAUUAAUGGAAUGGCUUUACCAGGUAGAGCAUUACUCUCA
This is a messenger RNA of Mangifera indica (mango), 2734 nucleotides long. Its product is annotated as 5-methyltetrahydropteroyltriglutamate--homocysteine methyltransferase-like. The transcript has 12 exons. Gene Ontology annotation, molecular function: zinc ion binding; 5-methyltetrahydropteroyltriglutamate-homocysteine S-methyltransferase activity. The record is from RefSeq and is a predicted model, not a curated record. Bases 158 to 2455 code for a protein of 765 amino acids. Lineage: Eukaryota; Viridiplantae; Streptophyta; Magnoliopsida; Sapindales; Anacardiaceae.